AUGGCUGUGACCAAUGCAAAAAAAGGAGAUCUCUCGUGCAGCUACCAGCCUCGAAUUGUUACACCACGACCUGAACCCAAGAAGAAACAUGCUGAACAACUAGUUGCAUGCUCCCCAGCUCCCGGUACAUCUCUUGCCGAGAUAUCUGCACGAACCGAUGCCGCCUUAAGUGCCUUUCAGCGCAAUUUAACAGAUACGGCAUACUUUGUGCGCGAGUGGAAUGGUCAAGACCCCGAAUUGAUGCACCAUUACUGUACCUCCACAUGUACCACCUUAUCAGAUCGAGAAGAUGUCCACCAUGUGUGGAGAAUCGAGAUUCCGAAAAUCGCUUAUUCCUAUGAGUUUCUCAUGCAUGGAAUCUUAUCGUUAUCCGCACUCCAUCUGUCAUAUGUCAAGCCCGAAAAACAUAGUCAUUACCUCACCAGCUCCACUUUCCAUAUGGCCCUAGGGCUCCAAACCUUCCGAACUAUACUUCGGAGGCCAACCGAGGAGAAUUGCUAUGCGCUGUUCGCAUUCUCGAGCCUCAUCAUGGUCUGGAUCUGCGCAGUCCCGACAGACUCGAAGGAUGCACAGCCUCUGAGCAGCGUGAUUGAGAUGUUCAACCUCUCCCGUGGUAUAACGACCCUCUUGGAGUUUUUCCCAUUAAUUCACAAGUCUUGUCUUGGGCCACUGUUUUCUCAAGAUUGGAGCGAGAAAGUGGACACCCCACUUCAUCUCUUCCGUGGUCUUAGUGACCAGAUCGAUCAACUCAGAUAUCGGCUCACGGUCGAAGUACUUGAAGAAGAGGAGAGAUCAAUCUUAGAGCAUGCCAUGAUGGAGCUGAAGAAAGCCUGCCAACGUAUUGAACGCGCCCGCACACCCUCUGCCUGCGGCAUGGUUUUUGUUUGGCCGAUUACAGUCCGCAACGGAUUUCUUGGCUUGAUUGAGAAAAGGCAGCCUCUUGCCCUUGUAUUGCUUGCUUGCUACUGCGCACAGCUACAUGUGUUCCGGCGUUUUUGGGUUAUGGAAAGACGUGCAGAAUCGCUGCUAUCCGAGGUCUUGGCAGUUAUGCCGCCUGGGUACGCGGAUCUCUUGGACUGGCCGCGACAAUUCUGUUUGCAUGGUCCCGAUAUGGAGCGAUGGUGUGUCCUUCAUCCAAGCACGGAGGGAAUAUUUGAGUGA
Messenger RNA from Aspergillus bombycis, 1161 nucleotides. RefSeq lists its product as uncharacterized. The coding region runs from base 1 to 1161 and encodes 386 amino acids. Lineage: Eukaryota; Fungi; Ascomycota; Eurotiomycetes; Eurotiales; Aspergillaceae. The transcript has 3 exons. Gene Ontology annotation, biological process: regulation of transcription by RNA polymerase II. The record is from RefSeq and is a predicted model, not a curated record. Gene Ontology annotation, molecular function: DNA-binding transcription activator activity, RNA polymerase II-specific.